CGAAGAAGGAACCUGAGCAGGAAGAGCGGCUGUAGGCGGCGGCGAGGCAGCCCCCGGCUGAGUUGGUGGCGGAGACGGCGACGGGGACGGCUCUCGACCUUCGAGAGCAGGAUGCAGGUCCGCAUCGGGCUGACGUUGCUGCUCUGCGCCGUGCUCCUGGGCUCGGCGGCCGCGUCCUCGGAUGACGAAACUAACCAGGAAGAAUCCUUAGAUUCUAAGAGUUCUUUGCCAGCAGAUGAGCCGGUAAAGGACCACACCGCCACAGGCAAAGUAGUUGCUGGCCAGCUAUUUGUUGAUUCUGAGGAAUCAGAUGCGGAACCUCCUCUACAGGAUGAGGAAGACAACUCCAAGGCUCAGGAGGAAGUCAGUGUCACCGAAGAGAUCAGCUUUUUAGAGUCUCCGAAUCCAAGCAGCAAGAACUUUGAAGAACCAAAGAGAGUGCAAAAGCCAGUCUUGACUGCCAUUGAAGGUACGGCGCAUGGGGAGCCUUGUCACUUCCCUUUCCUUUUCCUGGAUAAGGAAUAUGACGAGUGCACAUCAGACGGGAGGGAAGAUGGCAGACUGUGGUGUGCCACAACCUAUGACUACAAGACAGAUGAGAAGUGGGGCUUCUGCGAAACUGAAGAAGAGGCUGCUAAAAGACGACAGAUGCAGGAAGCAGAGAUGAUUUAUCAGAGUGGGAUGAAGAUACUGAAUGGAAGCAAUAGGAAGAGCCAAAAGAGAGAAGCAUAUCGGUACCUUCAAAAGGCAGCAGGAAUGAAUCACACCAAAGCCCUGGAGAGAGUGUCCUACGCUCUCUUGUUUGGUGAUUACCUCACGCAGAAUAUCCAGGCAGCUAAAGAGAUGUUUGAGAAACUGACUGAGGAAGGCUCUCCCAAAGGGCAAACUGCUCUUGGCUUCCUCUACGCCUCUGGACUUGGUGUUAAUUCAAGUCAGGCAAAGGCUCUUGUAUAUUAUACUUUUGGAGCUCUUGGAGGCAAUCUGAUAGCCCAUAUGGUUUUGGGUUACCGCUACUGGGCUGGCAUCGGAGUCCUCCAGAGUUGUGAGUCAGCACUGACCCAUUAUCGUCUUGUUGCCAAUCAUGUUGCUAGUGAUAUCUCCCUAACUGGAGGCUCUGUAGUCCAGAGAAUACGGCUGCCUGAUGAAGUGGAAAACCCAGGAAUGAACAGUGGAAUGCUGGAAGAAGAUUUGAUUCAGUAUUACCAGUUCCUAGCUGAGAAGGGCGAUGUUCAAGCACAGGUUGGUCUGGGACAACUGCAUCUGCAUGGAGGCCGGGGAGUAGAACAGAAUCACCAGAGAGCGUUUGACUACUUCAACUUAGCAGCAAAUGCUGGCAAUUCCCAUGCUAUGGCCUUCCUGGGAAAGAUGUAUUCUGAAGGGAGUGAUAUCGUGCCUCAGAGUAACGAGACAGCACUUCACUACUUUAAGAAAGCUGCUGACAUGGGCAACCCAGUGGGACAGAGCGGGCUUGGAAUGGCCUACCUCUACGGAAGAGGAGUUCAAGUUAAUUAUGACCUGGCACUCAAGUAUUUCCAGAAAGCUGCUGAACAAGGCUGGGUGGAUGGGCAGCUGCAGCUUGGCUCCAUGUACUAUAAUGGCAUUGGAGUCAAGAGAGAUUAUAAGCAGGCUUUGAAGUAUUUUAAUUUAGCUUCUCAAGGAGGCCAUAUCUUAGCUUUCUAUAACCUAGCGCAGAUGCAUGCCAGUGGCACAGGGGUGAUGCGAUCCUGUCACACUGCAGUGGAGUUGUUUAAGAACGUGUGUGAGCGAGGCCGCUGGUCAGAGAGGCUUAUGACUGCCUACAACAGCUAUAAAGACGGAGACUACAAUGCUGCAGUGAUCCAGUACCUCCUGCUGGCUGAACAGGGCUACGAAGUGGCACAGAGCAAUGCAGCCUUCAUCCUUGACCAGAGGGAAGCAACCAUCGUAGGUGAGAAUGAAACUUACCCCAGAGCUUUGCUACAUUGGAAUAGGGCCGCCUCACAAGGUUAUACUGUGGCUAGAAUUAAACUUGGAGACUAUCAUUUCUAUGGAUUUGGCACUGAUGUAGAUUAUGAGACUGCAUUUAUUCAUUACCGCCUGGCUUCUGAGCAGCAGCACAGUGCCCAAGCUAUGUUUAACCUUGGGUACAUGCAUGAAAAGGGCCUCGGCAUUAAGCAGGAUAUUCACCUUGCAAAACGUUUUUAUGACAUGGCAGCCGAAGCCAGCCCAGAUGCACAAGUACCCGUGUUCCUUGCGCUCUGCAAAUUAGGUGUCGUCUAUUUCUUACAAUAUAUACGGGAAGCAAAUCUUCGAGAUCUGUUCACGCAACUGGAUAUGGACCAGCUUUUGGGACCUGAGUGGGACCUUUACCUCAUGACCAUCAUUGCUCUGCUCUUGGGUACAGUCAUAGCUUACAGGCAGAGACAGCACCAGGACAUGCCAGUACCCAGGCCCCCAGGGCCACGGCCAGCCCCUCCCCAGCAGGAAGGACCACCAGAGCAGCAGCCACCACAGUAGCAGCCACACCCACCUGGGUCCAUGACCACUAGGGAGCUGCUCACUGAACACUUGCAUUUGAUAUAGGGCUCUGGACGGAGGCCACCUCCUGGAAGAGGCGUGAGGAAGUGUUGAGUCCCAGAAGCUGCUUAGAACCUGCUGCCUUCUUUUUCAGGGACGAGUAGCUCUCGCCAGAGCUACAGUGAAUGUUUGUUUCAGUGCCAUAUGGAAUGACAACUCUCAGUGGCUUUCCUUUUUUUCCUUCUUUUUCUCUCUUUCUUCUGGAAACAUACACAAGACACUCAAGUCAUGUCUACUGUACCCACCCAUCUUUCCUGAGAGAGUCCUUGUAUCAUCCUGUCAAUAUACAUAAGUUCUUACAGCAAUGUUUUUUAAGAUCCUAAGCAUUGACAACCUGGGAAAGCCCAGGUAGUUGCAAGUUUAACUGCAAAAACAUGCUUAAGUCUGAGAAUAGAACUUGCCUUUAAGUUAAAAAAAAAAACAAGCCAAACAGGACAUCGUUAGGCAUUUGGGAAAUGCACUCACUCAGAAAGUUUACUGGUCUAUAUACAAGUACAUAUGUUUGACACUUUCUAUUUUAAAAGGGAUUAUUGAGUGGUUUCCUGUACUGGUGACUGUGACACUUCAUAGCAGACUUCUCUUCCUUGAAGACUGAAAGGCUUUGCUAAAGAACUUUUUAUGAACCUCCCUUCCUUGUAACGGACUAGAAGGAAAGCUCAGUGAACUGACUCGUGCACUCACAUAUGAACUUGCCCCAAUUACUUACUCAGUGUGAUUGGCUUGUUUGAGUGUGCAGAGCCCUGGUCCAGAAGCCAGAGGCUGGACUAAUGGAGAGUUAG
Molecule: messenger RNA, 3335 nt
Organism: Acomys russatus (golden spiny mouse)
Lineage: Eukaryota; Metazoa; Chordata; Mammalia; Rodentia; Muridae
Gene: Sel1l
Product: SEL1L adaptor subunit of ERAD E3 ubiquitin ligase
Exons: 21
Coding region: 112-2496 (794 amino acids)
Biological process (GO): ERAD pathway
Cellular component (GO): endoplasmic reticulum membrane
Molecular function (GO): protein binding
Source: RefSeq, a predicted model, not a curated record